CUCCGCGCCCGACACGCCGGGUUGCACCACCUCCACCACUUCCACCAGCUCCGCCAGCGUCAGCGCUGGAGGCGGUGUGCAGCUCUUUAUUGUUCUGGUGGAAAGCUUGAUCCGCGGCCGGCCGCAUUGGUUUCGAUGGCCGCCGCUCAGAAACUACGUCCCACCUGAGAGGGAGUGGUCCAUCUGCGAGGCCAUCACCGAGGUACCGGGCUGGAUCGGGAUUUCUCCGUGUACCGUGGAAAGGAAUUAAAAGCAGCUCUUUUCUGGAGGGCAGUGUGUGGAUCCUGGAGGAGGAAGACGCGACGUGAACAGAGGACCCUGUUUCCCUUUCAAAGCCCAUCGUCAUGUCUGAACUAGCCGAGAGGCCCUCCACAGCUGGACAGAGGCUGAGCGCCCCGGAGAGCUUCGGAGUGUCCACCCUGGAGCCGGGACUGCGUCCUCCAGUCCAGCCUCCGGGACGCCAGGUUUCCAUAAGGGUUCAGAUGCUCGAUGACGCACAGGAAGUCUUCCAGAUAUCACAACGUGCGCCUGGGAAAGUGCUUUUUGACCUGGUUUGUGUCCAUCUCAACCUGACUGAAGGCGACUAUUUUGGGCUGGAGUACAUAGACCAUCGGAAAAUGACGGUGUGGCUGGAUCUUCUGAAGCCAGCGCUGAAGCAGAUCAGACGACCUAAAAACACCAUCCUUCGCUUUGUGGUGAAGUUCUUCCCUCCUGACCACACGCAGCUCAUGGAGGAGCUGACUCGGUAUCUGUUUGCCCUGCAGAUCAAACGAGACUUGGCCUGUGGUCAUCUCGUCUGCAAUGACACCAGCUCUGCUCUCAUGGUUUCCCACAUCAUUCAGUCUGAGAUCGGGGACUUCGAUGAGACGCAGAGCUGGCAGCAUCUGCUGCACAACAAGUACCUUCCCGACCAGGACGCCAUCAGAGACAAGAUCAUUGACUGCCACCGCCAGCAUGUUGGACAUACUCCUGCAGAGUCAGACUACCAGCUGCUGGAAAUCGCUCGGCGGCUGGAGAUGUACGGUGUCCGUCUGUACCCUGCGAAGGACCGGGAGGGGACAAAGCUCAGCCUGACUGUGGCGCACACCGGGGUCUUGGUUUUUCAGGGAUACACUAAAAUUAACGCUUUCAACUGGUCCAAGAUUCGCAAGCUGAGCUUCAAACGUAAACGGUUCCUUAUCAAACUGAGAGCUGACCCCACUCAGAACUCCCACCAUGACACGCUGGAGUUCGCCAUGGCCAGCAGGGACUGCUGCAAGGUUUUCUGGAAGAUCUGUGUGGAAUACCACGCCUUCUUCAGACUCUUCGAGGAGCCUAAACCCAAACCCAAGCCCAUCCUAUUCACUAGGGGGUCGUCUUUCCGGUUCAGUGGAAGAACGCAGAAGCAGAUCAUCGACCACAUGAAAGACUCCGAGCUGAAGAAAGUCCCCUUUGAGAGGAAGCACAGUAAGGUUCUGUCCAGCAGCAGCAUGUCCCCUCACUCGUCUUCCUUCAGAUCCCAAGUGCCAAAAGAGAGUGCCACGUCUAUCCUGUUAGCAGACCAGCUAGACUCUGCAAGACUGGAGGCCAAAACUAAUGGCAGUGAGGGCCCGCCAGCCAUCGCACCUCCCACCAAUGGCUUCCCUGACAGCACGCUCAACUCAGACCCGAUCCGACAGAACCACAAAGGAGCAGACCAGCAUCUCCUCAACCCAGGUCCAACCUGCAGGGCAAACAAAGAAGGCCCUGAUUCCAAGGAAUCCCCGCAGGAAAGUCCCCAGGUGGUUGCAAAUGGAAGCGGCCCUGGGGAUGAGCAGGAAAGGGGCGUCACCGGCAUUGUGGAUGUGGUGCAGAUUCCAGAGGGACAGCAGCUUUCCCCACUUACCAGCCCGCUGCUCAUCGAGGCUGGAUACGUCCGCCACGAUGAUGAAGAGGAGGCGAGAAGAAAGAAGUUUCCCACAGACAAAGCUUACUUCAUAGCCAAGGAACUGUUGAGCACAGAGCGGACCUACCUCAAAGAUCUUCAGGUUAUCACAGAGUUCUUCCAGAAAGCUGCGGGGAAAGAUGAAGCAUUUCCAGACACCGUUAAGAACCUGAUAUCCUCCCACUACGAUCCAGUGUACAGGUUUCACCAGGGAUUCCUCAAAGUGAUGGAGCAGCGGCUGGCUCAGUGGGAGGGCCGGUCCAACGCUCACAUUAAAGGAGAUUACCAACGAAUUGGUGACAUUUUACUGAAGAACAUUCAGGGUUUGAGGCAUUUGACAAUUCAUCUUCAGAAGCAUUCAGAGUGCUUGGUGGAACUGGAACGAGCUUGUAGGUCGAGUCGGAAGGUGGAAGCCCUGUGCAGGGACUUCGAGCAGCAGAGAGUUUGUUACCUGCCUCUGUACAUCUUCCUGCUCAGGCCUCUCCACCGCCUGCUGCACUACAAGCUGAUCCUGGAGAGGCUCUGCAAGCACUACCCGCCCACCCAUGAGGACUUCAGACACAGCAGAGCCGCCCUGGCAGAGAUCUCUGAGAUGGCGCUCCAGCUUCAGGGCAUCAUGAUGAAGAUGGAAAACUUCCAGAAGCUCCUGGAGCUGAAGAAAGAUCUGACCGGCAUUGAAAACCUUGUCAUGCCUGGGAGGGAGUUUAUCAGGUUGGGCUGCCUCAGCAAACUGUCGGGGAAGGGCCUGCAGCAGAGGAUGUUCUUCCUGUUUAGCGAUUGUUUGAUGUAUACCAGCCGAGGGAUGACCGCGUCCAACCAGUUUAAGGUCCAUGGGCAACUGCCUCUUUAUGGCAUGACGAUCAGAGACUGUGAGGUGGAGUGGGGAGUCCCUCAUUCGUUCACACUGUUUGGGCAGCGGCAGUCUGUAGUGGUCACAGCCAGCUGUGCUGCAGAGAUGGAGCGCUGGGUGGAGGACAUCAGGAUGGCCAUCGACCUGGCAGAACAGAACAGCAACCCAAACACCGACCUGCUCUCCACCAGCCCACCUGAGAACAAUCUUUUGGUUUGCUCCCCAGAGCCUUUGGAGGACGGAGCUGAGCUGGAGUCUGCAGAGGAGCUCUGCGGCUCCCACUCAUCCCUCGAGCGUCAGAAUCACCGUGGCAACACCAUCGUUCACGUCUGCUGGCAUCGCAACACCAGUGUGUCCAUGGUGGACUUUAGCAUCGCCGUGGAGAACCAGCUCUCAGGUAACCUGCUGAGAAAGUUCAAGAACAGCAACGGCUGGCAGAAGCUCUGGGUGGUUUUCACCAACUUCAGCCUCUUCUUCUACAAGUCGCACCAGGAUGAGUACCCCCUGGCCAGCCUCCCUCUCCUGGGCUACUCCGUCACAGUCCCGGCCGAAUCCGAGAACAUCCUCAAAGAUUACGUCUUCAAGCUUCACUUUAAAUCCCAUGUGUACUACUUCAGAUCAGAGAGCGAGUACACUUUUGAACGGUGGAUGGAGGUGAUCCGCAGCGCCACCUGCUCCGUCAGCCGUCCCCUGCUGAGCUCCAGGAAAGAUCUUUACUGAUGAAUCAGUCAUCUCCUUCUUGGCCUUCAACUCGCCCGGGUGAAACCACGGACUUGUUUUACAGCUUUUUAAUUCACACUUUUUUACACACCAAAACACAUUUAGAGGUCCUAAAAGUUCCUUUUUACACCAGUUAUCCUCGGUGUUCUUACUUUUUCUGUGCCAAACUGGAAGAUGCUGGUGGUGUUCUUAUUUCUGACAUUUUUUUCACUUUUCAACUCCUAUUUAGAGCUACACACAUGAAGCUCUCGUAAAGCAGAUGUGUGGAUGUGAACACGCUCUAAUUAAACAUAAUGCCAGUUUAGGGAACAGUUAGAAACCACGUUUUUCUGUUUUGUAAUGCGUGUCUUUGUACAGUAUUUUGAUAACACUGUGAAAAUUCUCCCUUUCCUUCUUUACUUGUCUUCACCGAAAAACACUUCACACCUGCUUCCAAAGCCAACAGAGAUUUCCAGGCAAUAUCACCGUCUUUGCAGUAUUUUUCCAACUGUCUGGAAUUGUUUUAAAAACUGUGCGUUCCUAUGAAAAAUAAAACAAAGUAAAUCACA
Messenger RNA from Girardinichthys multiradiatus, 4021 nucleotides. RefSeq names its product FERM, ARHGEF and pleckstrin domain-containing protein 1-like. NCBI's taxonomy places the organism in Eukaryota, Metazoa, Chordata, Actinopteri, Cyprinodontiformes, Goodeidae. Gene Ontology annotation, cellular component: cytoskeleton. The record is from RefSeq and is a predicted model, not a curated record. The transcript is spliced from 28 exons. Gene Ontology annotation, molecular function: cytoskeletal protein binding; guanyl-nucleotide exchange factor activity. The coding region runs from base 345 to 3473 and encodes 1042 amino acids.